GGCAGCGCCCAUGAAAAGCGAAUCUUCUAGCUCCUCUGUUGAUGAUUUUGUGGUUGAAUUUUUAAAUUCUCAUUUUGGUGACGAUGCUCGUUCUAUUUCUAAAGCCAAAUCGUUUUUUAACGAUGUUACGUUAAAGAAAGAGAAGCUGGAAAAGCAAGUAUCACUAGCGAGCUCUGAGGUUCCAGCAGAAAUAAAGAAAGCACUGAAGACAGCACAGACAACUAGUAAGAAAAUUAAGAAACUUGGUGUUGAGCAAGAAACUCUGCGACAUGAUAUCUUGGAUAACCUGCGUGAUUCUAAACCAAUGGUUGAUGAUCUCUCUAAACUCGUCACUGAUGUUCGGGAGUUGGAGCGAUAUGCCAAAUAUCUCAGCCUUACUGUCAAAAUUGAGGACUGCAGUUCGCAGAUUCAAACGGCCAUGAUCACAGAGUCAAUGCAGAGUGCUGUGGAUGCGUUUGAUGAGCUGAUUGCUCUCUACCAGAGUCUGGAGCAGUCGCAGUGUGCCAACCUCAUCCACUUCACCACGGAAACCAUCCUCUUCUGGAACAACAUCCUACAAAACAAAAUUGCUACAGAGUUUGAGGAUGUCCUCAAAGCCAUGCGCUGGCCACUGGUUGCCACGACAAUCAAGGCACCGCCAGUGACGAAUGCUGUGGAGGUGAAAGCCAAAAUGGAGUGCCUUUUUAAACAACUUCUUCACUUGGAUCUUGUAAAUACACUCGCCAUAAAGACCCCACCAUCCACUCUACAUGGUUUAGAGUUGAAGCCUUUAAUUCUUCCUCUACACCUCAUGCUUAGACCAUUAAAGAAGAGAUUUAUCUACCACUUCUAUGGCAAGAAGCAAACAAACAGUUUAGAUAAGCCUGAAUGGUAUUUCACCCAAAUCCUGAGUUGGAUUCGAGACCACAGCGAUUUUCUUCAAAACAAUAUCCAGCCUCUAUUAACAGAGUUUGGCAAACCAACCCUCAAUGCCAGGGUAGAGUUUAUCCGUGGGUUGACGAUGCUGGCGAUGGAGAAGUUGAGUCACGAUCUGCCGGAGCUGUGUGACGAUGAGCAUGUGUUCUCUCACCUCGUUGACGAGACGCUGCUGUUUGACCGCGAACUGCGACUCACGUACAGCUUCCCGACACACAUACCAGGCUGUCUACACGUGCUCAGCUCCGGGGACGCAUUCACUAAGUGGCUCAGCAUAGAAAAGAAAUUUGCCCUGGAGAAGAUCGACGCAAUGCUGUCAUCGCCCACUGCAUGGCUGUCGCAGUACAAGGACAUUGUGGAUGUUGACGAACUCAAGGUGCCAGAGUGUGGAGAAAGCUUCAUGACGCUGCUGACAACUAUUACAGAGAGAUACAAACCGCUACCAGAAGCGACCAGUAAGCUCCAGUUUCUGGGCCUGCAGCUGGAACUGCUUGAAGAUUUCCGAAUCCGCAUCGUGCAGGUCAUGAAACAAGAGACUCACAGUCCAACCGGCGCCUGCUUCUCUUCCAUCCUCAACGCGGUGCACUACGUCAUAGAGGUGCUCAGAGAGUGGAGCGAACUUGUGUUCUUCCUUCAGCUGCAGUACGCCCGUAAGAACCACUCGAAACCAGCUUCGAGCACGAUGAAACCGACAAGGACAUCAUCGUCGUCAUCCUGGUCACAAGACUCUUUGAAGCAACCUUCGGAUGACCCUGACACGAGUGACCUCACUGACCUGGGUCUGGAGGUGACGGUGUUUGACGACAUGAUCAACCUAUAUGAGAGUAUCCGUGACGACAUGCUCAAGAACAGCACCACCUACAUCUUCACCGACAUUCAGGCACGCAGUCAGCCCUACAGGAAAGACAGGUGGCUGUCACUGGCAUCGCAGAAAGACUUGAUGCCAAGUCUUGGCCUCUCUCCGUCAGCUUGUGAGAUGUUGCUGGUGCUCAAGGGACACCUGGCCGUCAUGGAAACACAGCUCAGUAAACCCCUCUUCACCACCCUGUGGCAGACUCUGGCUCAGAAACUCAACAAGUUCAUUCUACAAGAGGUUAUUUUGCCCAACCAUUUCAAUGAUGGCGGUGCUGCACAGCUCAGCUUUGACAUGACGAGGAACCUGUUUCCGCUGUUUGGAGAAUACACACAGAAACCAGACUCGUACUUCAGAGAAGUAAAAGAAGCUUGUAUCUUGUUAACACUGACGACUGGGUCAGCCAUCUUGCUUAAAGAAGUUCUUCACACAGCGCUGCACGAAAAGAAAACCGACCCGAACCAGAAAACAACCGACCCUUGUCAGGCCCUUCACGAACUUGGCGUUUACAAACUGUCACCCGAGCAGGUGGAGAGAAUAUUGCGUGUUCGGACGGACGUGUGAUGUUAGGGAAUAACUCCAUUUGUUUUGUUUUUUAUCAACAUGUAACAUUUGCAAGCAGGCUUCAUAUUUAUUUAUGGCGAUUAAAAAUGUGAUAUAUAAUAAAAUCAA
Gigantopelta aegis is the source of this 2440-nucleotide messenger RNA. Its product is annotated as RAD50-interacting protein 1-like. Gene Ontology annotation, cellular component: Dsl1/NZR complex. Lineage: Eukaryota; Metazoa; Mollusca; Gastropoda; Neomphalida; Peltospiridae. Gene Ontology annotation, biological process: regulation of ER to Golgi vesicle-mediated transport; endoplasmic reticulum to Golgi vesicle-mediated transport; retrograde vesicle-mediated transport, Golgi to endoplasmic reticulum. The transcript has 14 exons. The coding region runs from base 11 to 2332 and encodes 773 amino acids. The record is from RefSeq and is a predicted model, not a curated record.